Molecule: messenger RNA, 722 nt
Organism: Megalobrama amblycephala (Wuchang bream)
Lineage: Eukaryota; Metazoa; Chordata; Actinopteri; Cypriniformes; Xenocyprididae
Product: CD209 antigen-like
Exons: 4
Coding region: 96-722 (208 amino acids)
Biological process (GO): biological process involved in interspecies interaction between organisms
Cellular component (GO): external side of plasma membrane
Molecular function (GO): fucose binding; D-mannose binding
Source: RefSeq, a predicted model, not a curated record
UCCUGUGAAGGUUUAACACUAAUGUAAAAACACUACUCAUCAUUCUGAGGACCACACCUCAUAUUGUGAAGACAUACUGUCAGACACAACUAAUAAUGGAUUCUGAUGACAUUUAUCAAAAUGUUGAACGCAGAGAUAUUGUGGACACAACUGGACCUCAAACACUGAAUCACAGCAAGGAUGAAGGAAAAGAUCAAAAGUGCAGAGGAAGCAGGUGUUUGGUGUUGAUGACAGUGUGUCUCGGGAUCAUUUGUGUUGUUCUGCUGGUCUUCAUCAUACUGCAGCACAUCUCCAACACAGCAGAGAGAGAAUCUCUGUUCAAGAGUUACAAGAACACAGUUGAAGAGUUCAAUCAGACCAUCAACAGAUUACAGCACAAUUACACUGAACUAAUGACUGAAAAAGACCAACUGAAGAACAACUUCAGCUCUCUGAGUCAGAAGAAACUGGAGCUGGAGACCAGAGUCACGUCUUUGAGUAAUACACUGGAGACAAAAGCUUUUAAAGGAUGUCUGUGCAGAUUAGAUGGCUUGUUUAUCUCUAAUAAUAAGAUGAGCUGGUCUGACAGCAGGAAGUACUGCAGGGAUCGAGGUGGUGAUCUGGUCAUUAUCAAAACUGAAGAGAAGCAGAGAUACAUAUCUUCAUUAGUCAAGGACAAUGUGUGGAUUGGUUUGACUGACAUUCAGGCAGAUGGGAGUUUUACUUACUCAAACAUGUUCUAA